Messenger RNA from Elephantulus edwardii (Cape elephant shrew), 1983 nucleotides. It is a transcript of the gene FBXL5, whose product is annotated as F-box and leucine-rich repeat protein 5. The transcript has 10 exons. The record is from RefSeq and is a predicted model, not a curated record. Gene Ontology annotation, cellular component: SCF ubiquitin ligase complex. Gene Ontology annotation, molecular function: protein binding. Gene Ontology annotation, biological process: intracellular iron ion homeostasis; SCF-dependent proteasomal ubiquitin-dependent protein catabolic process. The coding region runs from base 76 to 1983 and encodes 635 amino acids. Lineage: Eukaryota; Metazoa; Chordata; Mammalia; Macroscelidea; Macroscelididae.
AAAACCAACUUUUCCAACAACAACGACUUCCGCGCUCUCCUGCAGUCCCUGUACGCUACUUUUAAGGAGUUCAAGAUGCACGAGCAGAUUGAGAACGAGUACAUUAUAGGUUUGCUCCAGCAACGCAGCCAGACGGUGUAUAACGUCCACUCGGACAAUAAGCUCUCGGAGAUGCUCAGCCUCUUUGAGAAGGGCCUCAAGAAUGUGAAGAAUGAAUACGAACAGUUAAAUUAUGCGAAACAGCUGAAAGAGAGGCUGGAGGCUUUCACCAGUGACUUUCUUCCUCACAUGAAAGAGGAAGAGGAGGUCUUCCAGCCCAUGUUGAUGGAGUACUUUACCUACGAGGAGCUCAAGGAUAUUAAGAAGAAGGUGAUCGCCCAGCACUGUUCUCACAAGGACACGGCGGAGCUCCUGCGGGGGCUGAGUCUGUGGAAUCAAGCGGAGGAGCGACAGAAGUUUUUUAAAUACUCUGUGGAUGAAAAGGCAGACAAAGAGUCGGAAGUUUCAGAGCAUGCCACAAACAUCAGCCACCUUCCUCCAGAGGUAAUGCUGUCAAUUUUCAGUUACCUUAACCCUCAAGAGUUGUGUCGAUGUGGUCAGGUCAGCACGAAGUGGGCACAGCUGGCGAAGACUGGGGUGCUCUGGAAACAUCUCUACCCUGUUCAUUGGGCCAGAGGUGACUGGUACAGCGGUCCUGCCACUGAACUUGACACUGAACCUGAUGAGGAAUGGGUGAAGAACAGGAAGGACGAGAGCCGAGCUUACCAGGAGUGGGAUGAAGACGCAGACAUAGACGAAUCCGAGGAGUCUGCAGAGGCGUCACUUGCUGUCAGCAUUGCACAAAUGGAAAAGCGCUUACUCCACGGCUUAAUUCAGAACGUGCUGCCGUAUGCCGGCCCUUCCGUGAAAACUCUGGUGUUAGCGUACAGCUCUGCAGUUUCCAGCAAAAUGGUCAGACAGAUUUUAGAGCUUUGUCCCAACCUGGAACACCUGGACCUCACCCAGACUGACAUUUCCGAUUCGGCAUUUGACAGCUGGUCUUGGCUCGGCUGUUGCCAGAGUCUCCGGCACCUCGAUCUGUCCGGAUGUGAGAAGAUCACGGAUGUGGCUUUGGAGAGGAUCUCCAGGGCCCUGGGUGUCCUGGCUUCUCAUCCCAGUGGCCUGUGGAAGGCUCCCAAUAGCAGAAUGACAUCGACCUCCUGGAACAAUAAAGACAUUACAGUGCAGCACCCCAAGCCGUUCCUGCAUUUGCACGACUUUGCUAACAAAGGCAUCAAAGAAGAACUCGACGACGAACAGCCCUGGACUAAGCCCGCUUCUCCGGAAGCUUUCGUUUCCCCUUAUGUGUGGAUGCUCGACGCCGAGGAUCUGGCUGAUAUCGAAGACGCUGUUGAGUGGAGACACAGAAACGUUGAGAGCCUUUGUGUCAUGGAAACUGCGUCCAACUUGAGUUGUCCCACCUCUGGAUGUUACAAGGACAUUGUUGGCCUAAGGACUAGGGUCUGCUGGCAGCAGCACUGCGCCUCCCCCGCCUUUGCCUAUUGUGGCCAUUCGUUUUGUUGCCCCGGAACCGCUCUGAGAACUAUGUCCGCGCUCCCAGAGUCCUCUGUGCCGCGUCACAAAGCACCAAGGACCAGACUGCCUGUGGCGAGGGACUUGCUUUACUCUGGGAGUGAAGAGUUCGAACAAGAGACUGGCCGCGUGCUUCUAUUUCUCAGCCUGUCUGGAUGCUACCAGAUCACAGACCAUGGGCUCAGGGUUUUGACUCUGGGAGGAGGACUGCCUUACCUGGAGCACCUGAAUCUCUCUGGCUGUCUCACUGUCACCGGCGCGGGCCUGCAGGAUCUGGUCUCAGCCUGUCCCUCCCUGAACGAUGAAUACUUUUACUACUGUGACAACAUUGACGGUCCUCAUGCUGAAACGGCCAGCGGAUGCCAGAACUUGCAGUGUGGUUUUCGAGCCUGCUGCCGCUCUGGCGAGUGA